Molecule: messenger RNA, 1120 nt
Organism: Larimichthys crocea (large yellow croaker)
Lineage: Eukaryota; Metazoa; Chordata; Actinopteri; Sciaenidae
Gene: psmb10
Product: proteasome 20S subunit beta 10
Exons: 8
Coding region: 102-938 (278 amino acids)
Cellular component (GO): proteasome core complex; cytoplasm
Source: RefSeq, a predicted model, not a curated record
UGAGAAAGAGAAAGUGAAAGUCCAGGAAAGUGCUGACACAAAGUCUGACAAAGUCGUCUCUGAAAUUCAUUUUCAUCUCCUCUUCUGUCUUCAAACUGAAGAUGCUUCACACUUUGAAGCCCUGUGACCAGCAGACUAAUGGUUUCUGCUUUGAAAACAGCCGCAGGAAUGCAGUGUUAGAGUCUGGUUUGUCAAAGCUUGGCUACAAUGCCCCCAAGGCCAGAAAGACAGGGACUACCAUCGCUGGUAUUGUUUACAAGGAUGGUGUGAUCCUGGGGGCAGACACCAGGGCUACAGACGACAUGGUGGUGGCUGACAAAAACUGCAUGAAGAUUCAUUACAUUGCUCCAAAAAUCUACUGCUGUGGGGCCGGCGUGGCUGCAGAUGCAGAGAUCACCACACAGAUCAUGGCAUCUAAUGUGGAACUGCACACCCUCAACACAGGGCGACCUCCCCUUGUUGCCAUGGUAACCCGACAGCUAAAACAGAUGCUGUUCAGAUACCAGGGUCACGUAGGUUCAUCCCUGAUCAUUGGAGGAGUCGAUGUGUAUGGAGCUCACCUGUACAGCGUUUAUCCACAUGGCUCCUACGACAAACUGCCUUUCCUCACCAUGGGGUCUGGAGCUGCAGCUGCUGUCUCUGUAUUUGAGGACAGAUUCAAACCUAAUAUGGAGCUGGAGGAGGCAAAGCAGCUUGUGCACGAUGCCAUUGUUGCAGGGAUUUUCUGUGACCUGGGUUCAGGCAGCAAUGUGGACUUGUGUGUUAUCACUGAAGCUGGAGUACAGUACCUGCGAGGCUACGACAAACCCACAACAAAGGGAAAAAGAGAGGGACAGUACAGGUAUAAGCCCAACACCACGGCUGUCCUGACCAAAACUGUAACCCCGCUCUCUCUGGAUGUGAUCAACGAAUCUGUUCAGAUCAUGGACACUGAAUGAAAUGUUCCUGAUGGAAUAAAAUCUAUUCACUGUGUAGUUAUGUCAGUGUACCAAAUAAAAAGAAAGAAAGAUGUGGUCCAAGAAUUUAGAACAGAGCAUCUGUUGCAGUAGUCUCUCUAAAAAGCAUAAGUGAUUAUAAAAGAAGUGGUUAAGUCAUAAAAGCUUUUGUUUGUGGAAUGAUC